AUGUCGCGGCGCGGAGAUGCGGUUUACGAGGAGCACGAUUAUUAUUCACGGCAAGGCCCGCUCCCCGUCCGAACCAGAGAACGCGAAAGGGAGUACGAGGAGACCGAUGUCUAUUCCAGGCGGGAUGAACGAGACAGCCGACCAGCCUUUCUGCGAGAUGACUUCGGCAGACAAGAGCCAGGACAGCUGGUCAUAAGGGAACACGAUACAGAGAGCUAUACUACGAGUCGGCCUCUUGAGCGAAGACCGCGAUCGCCAUCUCCAGUUCGAGUCCGCGAGCGAGAGAGGAUCUUCCACAGAUCUCCAAGUCCGCCGGACAGGCUGCGAGCUCGGGUGACUGAAACAAGAGAGAGGGUGAGAGAACGCUCUCCAUCGCCAGUGCGAGUUCAAGAGAGAUUCGUCGAGAGAGUACGGCAACGCUCUCCAUCGCCGCCACCGGACAGGUUGCGCGCACGAGUGACGGAGACUCGAGAGCGGGUGAGAGAACGCUCUCCAUCGCCAGUGCGAAUUCGGGAGAGAUUCAUAGAGAGAGAAAGGCAGCGCACUCCUUCGCCCCCACGACUCGACACCUCGGUUCGCAUCCGCAAUAUCGAUAUCGAACAGCGUGAGAGUAGACGGCCUUCCCCUUCCCCUUCUCCAUCCCCCUCACCCCCCAGAUCUAUUCGUGCACCCCCCAUCCACCAGGAAAUCAUCACUCACCAUAGGCACAUCGACCAUGGCUUCGAACGGGUGCGUGUUCCAUCUCCGCCCCCACCACCUCGCCGUAGCAAAGAAACCCGAGAAACAGAUAUCGACAUUCAUACCUCCCGUGACAACACCGAAAUCGACAUUACUCGGAGCAAGUCUCGAUCUAGAACACCACAGCCAGCCUCAAGGCCGCGACGGAACGAUUUCUUCGAUGACAGUGACAUCUACGAUCAAGAGCGAGACAAACUGCGAGUUCGUGAUACAAGAGUAGACAUCGAUAGACGACGCAGCGUAAGUGCUCGACCAGACACUAGGGACCGGGACAUGGUCAAGGUUGAUAUCCGAGAGGACUUCGGACACCAUCAUCAUGACCACCUCCAUGAUGACGAUGACGAGGCUGAGUACUAUCAGCGAAAGGUAGCGGAACGAGCAUUCAUCGGAGAAGCAUACAAUGGGGCCACGAAGGACUGGGCGAUUGUGGACGUCCCGCCUGGAACAGAACGAGUCCGUAUGGAUGGUGUAGGUGGAGCAAGCCAGGACAUUACAUGGCAACGAUAUAAUGGCGUUCGUCGGAGCAAGUUCAUCCCUGAGCGCGAACGAGACCGGGUCGAAAUACGGGAGCGCGAGGAACCCCGACGAGAGAAAAUUGAUGUACGCGAGGAAACCAACCGAGAGACCAGCAACCUCGAGAUAGAGAUUUCCACCUCCAACAACCGUCGCCACGAUCAUGGCCCUGUUUACGAACGAGAACGAGAAUACGAGAGGAUCGAAGAGACCAGCGAUCGACGGGUCGGCAUGCCUCGCCCUCCCCCCAAGAACCGCACCGGAGAUCUCUGGACAGAGAUCACCAAAGAUCUCGUCGUACGAGAAGCCAUCGAACAAAUGGGAUAUGACUUCGAGGAGACGGAAUACUUCUACUACAUCAUCCAAUACCUGCGCUAUGAGGACGUCCUAGAACUCGUUAAGAUCUCGGAGCACAUCCGACGGGAACGACAACACCGGAUCCGCGAAAUCGAGCGGGAGCGCGAGCGCUUCGAAAAGCGAGCGCGUGAAAGGGUAGAGUGGGAGCGCGCUGAGCGGAGGAGAGAACGUGAUCGCCGCGAUGGCAGCGAGACCGUCUUCGACGAUGAACGUAUCAUCGAGCGCGAGAUCAUCUAUGAUUCCGGUGGUCGGAGACUACCUCCGAGAAGUCAUCGUGGGGGUUGGUAA
This is a messenger RNA of Venustampulla echinocandica, 1896 nucleotides long. RefSeq names its product Conserved glutamic acid rich protein. Lineage: Eukaryota; Fungi; Ascomycota; Leotiomycetes; Helotiales; Pleuroascaceae. The record is from RefSeq and is a predicted model, not a curated record. Bases 1 to 1896 code for a protein of 631 amino acids. The transcript is spliced from 3 exons.